Micropterus salmoides (largemouth bass) is the source of this 1820-nucleotide messenger RNA. RefSeq names its product iroquois homeobox 1a (gene irx1a). Gene Ontology annotation, cellular component: nucleus. Gene Ontology annotation, biological process: regulation of transcription by RNA polymerase II; cell development; neuron differentiation. Lineage: Eukaryota; Metazoa; Chordata; Actinopteri; Centrarchiformes; Centrarchidae. The record is from RefSeq and is a predicted model, not a curated record. The coding region runs from base 277 to 1761 and encodes 494 amino acids. Gene Ontology annotation, molecular function: DNA-binding transcription factor activity, RNA polymerase II-specific; RNA polymerase II cis-regulatory region sequence-specific DNA binding. The transcript has 4 exons.
AGAUCAGCCUGGAGACCUCAGGGCCAGGCGCGUCAGUCGGAGCGCAAUUGUUGAUCAGAUCACAUCCAGCGGACUUUGCGCGAGAAAAGAGAGGAAGUCGAGAUUUAAGAGCGGGUUAUUUUGACUGCAUACCACUGCAUGUCUGUAGUAGCUGUGACUUUGGCUUAAACACUUUCCCUUCACUUCUCCGGUUUCCUUUUUUUCUUUUUUCUCUCGCACACUUUUUUACGCACGGUUUGUCGGACGAUACGGCUGUGCGACAAUUCGGCGGUGGAGAUGUCUUUCCCCCAGCUAGGCUACCCGCAGUACUUAAGUGCCUCCCAGGCGGUGUAUGGGAGCGAGAGACCGGGAGUGCUUACACCUUCGUCCCGGGGAGGGAGCACCGAAAUCGGGGGAAGUCCGUCCGCCACCGCAGCGGCGGUCACGUCGGUUUUGGGCAUGUACGCCAACCCGUACGCACACAACUACAGCGCUUUCUUACCUUACACCAGCGCGGACUUGGCUCUUUUCUCACAAAUGGGAUCCCAGUAUGAGCUGAAGGAGAGUCCUGGCGUCCAUCCUGCCAGCUUCGCAGCACACACGUCUCCUGCCUUCUAUCCAUACGGCCAGUUUCAGUACGGGGACCCGGCCAGGCCCAAGAACGCCACAAGGGAGAGCACCAGCACCCUGAAAGCCUGGCUCAAUGAGCACAGGAAGAACCCGUACCCAACCAAGGGGGAGAAGAUCAUGCUGGCCAUCAUCACCAAAAUGACGCUGACGCAGGUCUCCACCUGGUUCGCCAACGCCAGGAGGAGGCUCAAGAAGGAGAACAAGGUGACCUGGGGAAGCAGGAGCAAAGAGGACGGGGAGGACGGUAACUUGUUCGGCAGUGGAGACGAGGCGGAGAAAAACGAAGACGAGGAGGAGAUUGAUUUGGAGAGCAUAGAUAUAGACAAAAUCGACGACAAUGACGGGGAUCAGAGCAACGAGGACGAUGACGAUAAAUCAACGGAGGGGAGCAGGGACCACAGGGGCGGUAUCGGUGCAGGUGGAGAGUUGGACAGUUUGGAGAGAAGACGGGCCUUCGCCCUACAGGCCCAUCAGGCCUUUGACAAAUCUAAGAGCCCAAUUUCAGUUCACCCAGGGAGUAAGGAGAACUCGGACGGAAACAACAACAACACCACAAGAGUUUUGUCCCCGGAUAGACCUGGGAGCUUUCCUCUCCCGUCAAACAAUAAGCCUAAAAUAUGGUCUUUAGCGGAGACCGCUACUAGUCCCGAUAGUUCAUCUCAGAAACCCUCGUCCCCUUGUGCCCCAGCGGCCACCACUCACUCAUCAGCGCCCCACCACCAGAUCCAGACCCACCCGGCCUUCCUCCCCAGUCAUGGACUGUACACUUGCCAGAUUGGAAAGUUCCACAACUGGACAAAUGGGGCUUUCCUGGGCCAGAACUCCCUGCUGAACGUGAGGUCGUUUCUGGGAGUAAACCAGCACCAUCACCACCACCACAACCACCACUUGCCGGCCCAGCAGCAGCCGACAUCAGUGGUGGUGUCGCCGGUAGCGGCUGCAGCAGCACUCAGCAAUGACAACAAGGUCCCACCAGAGACCCACAGUCCCAAGCACAUAGACCAUGAAAACGAUGUAAGGUCUGAUUCACCUCCAACACAGAUCCUGAAGUCUUCCUUUCGACCCAUCCAUGACAGAUCCUCUCUGCCUUCCAGCGCCAGGAGUCCACAAGACGCCACGCAACGGGUCCUCACUGCUCUCUCCUCUGCUUGAUCAAGACAUUUUUUUUCUGCUUGAAAAAAAAAAAGAAGAAAAGUAGAAAAAAGACUUUA